GGGAGGGGGAGGGAAGGGCAGUGGGAAGGUAGUGUGACACGUGUCAAUCAACCCCCCUCCGGGGGGCGCGCGCUCCGGGGCUCGCGCCGAGGGCUCGCGCCCCUGCCUCGUGCCUGCGCCGCUCGUAUGUAAAUGAGGGCGCGUGACGCGGGACGCAGAUGGACAAGGGAAGAGAGAGAAUGGCCGCUGCCGCCGCCGCUGCUGCCGCCGCCGCCGCCGCCGCCGCUGCUCAGUGCCGGAGCCCUCGGUGCGCGGCGGAGAGGAGAGGAUUCCGGCGGGAACUCGACUCUUGGCGCCACCGCCUCAUGCACUGUGUAGGUUUUGAGAGUAUUUUAGAAGGGCUUUAUGGACCACGGCUACGAAGAGACCUCAGUUUAUUUGAAGACUGUGAACCAGAAGAGCUGACUGACUGGUCUAUGGAUGAAAAAUGUUCAUUUUGUAACCUACAGAGAGAAGCAGUCAGUGAUUGUAUACCAUCUCUUGAUUCUUCACAGUCAACACCAACAGAGGAACUAUCAUCUCAGGGCCAGUCCAACACUGAAAAGAUUGAAUGCCAAGCAGAAAAUUACCUAAAUGCACUCUUUCGAAAGAAAGAUCUUCCUCAGAACUGUGAUCCUAACAUUCCCCUAGUUGCUCAGGAAUUAAUGAAAAAGAUGAUACGUCAGUUUGCAAUUGAGUAUAUUUCAAAAAGUGGUAAAAUUCAAGAGAAUAGAAAUGGUUCAGUUGGACCAAGUCUAAUAUGUAAAAGUAUCCAAAUGAAUCAAGCAGAAAACUCGCUUCAGGAAGAACAGGAAGGCCCCUUAGACCUCACUGUGAAUCGAAUCCAAGAACAAAAUACUCAGCAAGGGGAUGGAGUGUUAGAUCUCUCUACAAAGAAAACCAGCAUAAAAUCUGAAGAGUCAUCCAUAUGUGAUCCUUCUUCUGAAAAUUCAAUGGCUGGUUCAACUGUUGAUGCAAAAUCAGAGGAAGCUACUAAAAUGGAAAAAGGAAAAUCAGCAUUAAGCAAAGUUUUGGAAUCUUUGUGCAUACAUCACCAGCAACAAGUUUUGGCUAUGUUGAAAUUUCUAGUCCAAGAGCAGAAUGCUGCUUCUCUUUGCUGUUGUAAUACAUCAUAUACUGUGUCUUCAGAAUCUCAAAAGCCCCUAAUUGAAGAUGAUGUAGAUGGUCUAUUCUGUAGUUGUGAAUAUAGGCUGGCAGAAAGAGGGUGUUUACAAAAUGAAAGACAAAGCCCUGGUUUUGUGCCUCUGCCAGUCUGUAUUAAAGAUUCGCAUUGUUUAUCUUGCCAAACUGUAACUGUUGAACACAUUAAGACAGUAGCAGAUAGAGGAAUUGGAAACAGUUAUAAUUCUCACAGGUGCUGUGCUGGACUGUUACCAAACAUUCAUUCCACAAAAUCAGCCUUUCAUACUCUUGUUUCAUCAAGGGAAGUACGUGAUGUUUCAGUAAGUCUUAAGGAUGUUUGUAGAUCUCGAAGUCCCUCACCCCCGCCAUUAUCACCUGUACAGACGGAAGGAUUUGAAAAAUUGAAAGAUGUCAUCUCAGAGUUUUCAGCCUUAGAAAAUAACAAACUUGAAACAAACAUUAACCAGCCUCCAUCUCUCACACCAGCAGAAAUAAACAGUGACAAAGGUGAUCAUGAAAGUAAAAUGUGUAAAACUAAAAAAUCCAGUAACUCUGAUUCUUUGCUCUUAGAAGACAGCAAUAAUUGUACUACAAAUCAUGAAAAAGGUGAAACUACUGUAAUUUUUCAAGAUUUAAUGGAUCGUAUUAAUGAAAAAUUAAAAUCAAUAGAAACUAUAGAUAUGACAAACUUUAUAAAAUUCUCUAGCAGUGAUGGUAAUACAGAUAAUGAUUUAAAAUUGAGAGAUUUAAUAACCUCUCUGUUGCAUAAUGCAAAAGCCAGUGAUUACAGUUUUAUGGAAUUACUGAGUCAACAUGAUAAAAAGGUAGAAAAUAAAAUUAUUCAGACAAGAUUUCGAAAGCGUCAAGAAACCUUAUUUGCAAUGCACAACUCUCCUGACUCACCUAUAUUUAGAAGGCAGUCUUUACAGAUAAAAAGGGAACUUGCUAGUCUUGAUGAAAAUUUUAUAAGAAAAAAAUACACUGAAAAAAAUUCAAGGAAACUUACGCGCAAUGAUGAUCCACUUUCAACGGACAAAGAAGAAUUCUAUCAUUGCCAAGGGCCUUCUUUACAAAAUUCUAAAAGCGUUCAAGGUAAUAAUCAUGCAGAAACAUCAUAUUCACCAGAUUAUGCAUUACAGUCAUUGCAACUACCUCUUCAUAAUUUAGAAACUAACUUGGCUUUUGAUGCAUUUUCAGAAAGCUAUAAAACAACUGAGAAAAUGAGCAUAAGAAGAUCACAGGAGAAAUCUGUGGCUGGAAAAACAUUUUUGCAAAAUUAUAAGGAGAAGCCAAAAUUACAGAAUACUCAAACUCCUUUGAAAAGUGAUGUUCCUGGACUUUUGAACAGAACUAAACGAAAUAUUGUGCCUCCAGGGUGGUAUUCUAUAUAUGUAACAAAUAAUUAUGUUUUCAAAAAAUCCCCUAAGGCCAAAAAAGUUUCUGAAUCCAUAAAAAAAAAAGAUCCAGUGAAAAACAUUCAGAUUGAAAACUCACACGAUAUAGAUCUAAACAAAAUUGCAAUGAAUUCUAAUUUACAGGUUGUUGUGGAACGUUUGGAAGAUACAAUAAAUAUGGCCCAAAAGUCUUGGAAUAGUCAGUCAUUAUCAGAAGGAUAUAAAGCAUCCAAGAAAUUGAUAGAAAUUGAUGGUAAAGAUCAAAAUACUGCUAGAAAUAUGACUCUUGCUGUAAGUAGAAUGGCAUGCAAAGAGCAGAGUUUAUCGAAAUCUGUGGUAACAUCCAUCAAUAUUAAAAGCAAUCAUACACCAACACUUGAUUUGAAUAACAAAAGACCUGAUAGCCAGAAAAAGUCACCCCUUUUAGAUAUGGGUAGCUUGAUGUCCAGUGUUGAAAAUGUACCAACAAAAUAUAAAGCCAUUGAAAGAUCUUCUUUUUCCAACUAUUCUAGUCCUAUCAAACUCAUGUUUUUAUCUGAGGUUAAAAGCAGUGAAGGAGUCAAAUACACUUUAACUUCGGUCGGUACUUGUGAAUCAAAUACUGAUCUUCCUUCUUCUGAAAAACGACCAACCCACCAAGUAACUGACCAAAGAAAAGAAACAAAUGAGGAUAUACCGAAUGUCAACUUUGAAAAUUAUAGUUCCAAUCUUAAUAAUAGUGCUACUCUUCAAAGAGAACUAAGCAAAUUUAAUUGUGCAAAGGAAGCUGCAGAAUCCUCUGCAAUGUUUAUGGAUGAUAUGAUGAGUGAUAAGCCUCAAGAGGAACCUAAGGAAUAUUCAAGCAGCGCUGUUGAUUCAUCUUUUAAAAGAAAACCAGGUAGACCUAAAAAAAUAGGUCCCCAGGUUGUGAAACAGAUUAAGCGACCGAUUGGAAGGCCACCAAAACCUAAAACUGACCAAACAGACAUCACCCUUUGCCAAAAUGAGUCCUUCAGUGCUGGAAAGAAAAGUCCAGAAUCUCUCUUAUCAGAAGUAAAAGAAGGUAUUUAUAAAAAGAGUAUCACGGUAACUGUCAUUUAUGGAAGGUCAAGAAGAACUAAAAGGCAUGUUUCUGAAGGAAGUGUGGACAUAAGCAAUGUUCUGUCUGUAAACAAUAACGCUGCUGGUUUUCCAGCAGGAUGUAACGGUCUCCGGACCAUCGGAGAGUGUGAGGUGGGCUCUGGCAAGAGGACAAGUGCUGCUGCAAGCUUGACUACUGACAGCGGGGUCUCGGGGCCCGGCUUGGAACACGGCAGCCCUGUCAAGAACAAGUCUGUCAUACCUCAGCCUUCCAAGAACAUUAUUCGACCAAAUCAGAAGCCCUUGGCAAUCAUUAGGAAGCCCGGUAGACCUGCAAAAGUGAAAAUCUCUGGCAUAUCUGUGACUAUUCAUAGAAUUUCACCUCAGGAGAGGGAAGUAAGUAUUAGCAGUUGCUUACCUCCUUUAGAACAAGAGAAUAUAUUAGAAAAAAAUCUGCCUGAAGAAAAGCAUGAUCACCAGCGCAGUAAGGUGAGCACAAGGCACACUGAAGCUGACGAGUUUAAGAGUGGAUCAGAAAGUAUGGUUGCUACUAUACCUUUGAGACAUUCUGUUAGGGAUAGAAAACCAUCUCUGCAUUUCUUACAUUCAUUAGCAUCUUCUAGUUCACUUAUUUGUAGAAAUGCUCUGCUCCAUAAAUCAUGUAAAAUCCAUUUGCAGAAAAGUCAAAGUCAGAAAGAUAAACAUAAGCAGUCAAGGAUUAAAAUAGCUUCCAAAGGUACUCCAGGAGCUAGAAAUUCAAGAAAUGCAAAGACGUGUUUGGAAAAUAAAUUAAUACCUGUUUCUGAAGUAUCCUUGGACCCUAUAAUUUCAUCAAACCCUUUGCUCAGGUGGUGGGCUGCUUCUACUUCAAACGAUUCCUUAUUAGAGGAAUUAAACAAUAGAUUUGAGCAAAUAACAAAUGCUUGGGUGCGUGUGAGUGGAGAUGAAGCUGAAAAUUGUGUUAAAAAAAGAGAACAUGUUGAAAAUGAUAACUUCAAAAUAACAAGCCCUUUGGAAACCUGUCUUUUAGAACUUGAAGUUUCACCUGUAAAAAUGCUUUUUCAGAAAAAGUAUGAUUUGAAUGAACUCUGUACCUGGUUUAUGCAAACAACAGAGACACAAUCUCUUUCACUAGUUAGAAAAGCAAAUGCUCGAAACCCUUUGGAAGUAAUAAAUACCAGAGGAAUUAAAUUAGGGAACAAAUAUUCCGAUUUUAACACCAGCCCCUUCAGAAAGCACUUUAAAAAAUUUGCACUAUCUUCUCCUUCAAAAUCAUCAGGGAAGUUGCAUUUACUACAUAAAAUGGUUAGCUCUCCACUUUUAAAUGUGAAAAGUAAUUUAACCCUAACUAGAUUAAAAAGAACUGAGUUUAAGAGGUUGCAGCAUGAAAGGUGGAGGCGAGAGGGAAAGCUGCACAGCCAUGGAACAGGUGAUUGGAUCUCUAAGAGGAGAAACUUAAGAUUUUUCUGCCAGAACCAAUUUUUAAAUAAGACUGAGGGGAAAACAAAUGCUGACAUCCCACUCCAAGGGAAAAACACAGUAGAUAAUCAGUUUAUUUUGCCACCUGAGAUCAGGGAUGACUUUUUGCAGCAGAGGGUGGCAAUGUCUGACUUCAAAACACAUGCUAGUUUAGAGAAUAAAUUUAAGUCAGAAGCAAAGGAGAAUGGAACAAACUGCAGUCAAAAAGAUUUUGAAAAGGGGCCAAGACUAGGAAAUGUGUGUCCAAAUAAUUGGAGGUCAAAAACCUUAAAAGAUUGUAGAAUAUUUUUGAGGAAGAUCAACUAUCUUGAACACAGAAAUACUUUUAAGCUAAAUACAAUCAUUUACGCUCCUGAAUCUGUUGACAGUGGAAGUAAUCAUCAGACUCAUGUAGAAGACUCAAAGCGCUUUACCUUAAGAUCCCAUUCUGCUAGGCAAAAUUGUUUUAAAAAGCAAUCUAAAGAAAUAGAAAAUGCUAAAGCAAAUAGUCCUUCAAGCGAUAAAUUUCCUAGCCAACUUGACAGUAGUAAGUUAAAUAAAUGUGUUAACUAUGACAAGAAUCCUUCUGAUAAUUCUGAAGUUCUUAGCAAAUUGAACAAAAGGAAAAGACCACCAUGGAAGACCACAGAAAUGUCAACAAAAAGACAUAAACGACAGUCUUGCAGCAGUGGACAAAUGGCAAACUAUUAUUCAAAAUCCCAACUAGCAUGCUACAAGUGAAAACUGAUGAGAAACUGAAUUUGUCUGAUGGGAAUACAGCAAGUUGCCCUUUGAGCCCCGUUAAGAUGUGCCUUAAUCGUCCCACUGAAUGGAAUCUGAAUUUGACAGCAGCAUCUCUAGCGAGCUGUACAGUCCAAAACC
Molecule: messenger RNA, 5915 nt
Organism: Vicugna pacos (alpaca)
Lineage: Eukaryota; Metazoa; Chordata; Mammalia; Artiodactyla; Camelidae
Source: RefSeq, a predicted model, not a curated record